Messenger RNA from Trichogramma pretiosum, 1119 nucleotides. Its product is annotated as venom metalloproteinase 3-like. The record is from RefSeq and is a predicted model, not a curated record. NCBI's taxonomy places the organism in Eukaryota, Metazoa, Arthropoda, Insecta, Hymenoptera, Trichogrammatidae. Gene Ontology annotation, biological process: proteolysis. The coding region runs from base 1 to 1119 and encodes 372 amino acids. The transcript is spliced from 11 exons. Gene Ontology annotation, molecular function: metalloendopeptidase activity.
AUGACUCCUGUCGACUUAGACGUAAGAGGUAUUACCCCUGAAUCGAGCGAACCCGAAGAGCAGCCCGAUCCAUUGGAAAAGUUAAGUCGACUAGUUCCUUUCAUAGAAACACAUGAGUUUAACUACACUCAAUAUCUUCAAGAGCCCGAGGAGGAACGAGUUUUGAUUGGAUCAAAUACGCCCUUGUACAUAGCGAAAUACGAUGAGGAAACUGAGAAAAUUAAGUACCGGGCAUACCAUUACCCCGAGCCUCAGCCCCUUAAUUCUUGUGGAAAUAAACAACACCAAAAAUUAUUACCGAAAAAACAUAUUGAAUCGGAAAAAACCAGUGACGAAAAUGAAGAUAUUGUUUACCCACAAAUAUUAGUGGUUGUAGAUCACUCGAUUUACAAAAAAUAUGGGGGAAAUGUAUUUAAAAUAGCCCAAGUCGUAGCAGCUUACUGGAAUAGCGUCGAUCUCUUAUAUAGAACAAUUAAAAGUCCGAAAAUAAGAUUAAACAUUGCAGGUCUUAUCAUUCCAGAGAGUCCAGAAGCAAUUCCUUAUGUCGAAAAAAAUUAUAACCAUGAUCUAGGAAGUAUUGAUACAUCCAAAAUGGAGAAUGAUAUGGUUGAUUAUUUUGCUGAAAAUAGUGAACAUCUAGAUGGAAUUCCUGAGGACUCCUUUGAUGUUGCUUUUCUUAUGACAAAUCGAUUAAACGCACCGAAUUUUUUGGGAACGGCCGUGGGAGAUGUAACAUACACAACAGUUUCAUGGGGAACCGGCGAUUUUGAGCACAAUUCUGAUUCCGUUAAUACUGGCGCACACGAGCUUGCACAUUUAUUAAAAGCAGAUCACGAUUGGGAAAAAGGUUGUCUUCAAUCUCCUAACAUUAUGGGGAAUCCUGAAGGAAAAUCUGCCUUCACUUGGUCUCAAUGUUCACUUCGUGAUAUGAUAGAAUUUGUCAAGUACAGUCCCCGGGAAUAUGAAGAAGAUUGUUCAGUUCUGUUUUGUGCAAGUAGAAAUGCCGAAACUGAUUAUGAAGCAGAAGAAAUAAAAACCAAACAGCCACCCCUGGACGGUACAAGUUGCGGCUGUGGCAAGAUAUGCUUCCAAGGAAAGUGCGUGGAUGACCAGGAAUAA